Molecule: messenger RNA, 1725 nt
Organism: Anarrhichthys ocellatus (wolf-eel)
Lineage: Eukaryota; Metazoa; Chordata; Actinopteri; Perciformes; Anarhichadidae
Gene: rgs7bpa
Product: regulator of G protein signaling 7 binding protein a
Exons: 6
Coding region: 1-756 (251 amino acids)
Source: RefSeq, a predicted model, not a curated record
AUGAGUUCUGCAUCGAAUGGGCGCAAAAACCGCCCCAGAUCCGCCGGGAACAUCUUCCAGAUCGGCAAACCUCCGCACCGAGACCUACAGAGGAGGGAGAGCACCGAAAGUACCCGCAAAGCCCAGCGCGCCGUGGCCGACUGCAGAAUGAUCGUCCAAGAAUUUAAUACGCUUGUGGCUCUGUACCGUGAACUGGUCAUCUCCAUUGGCGAAAUUACUGUGGACUGUCCUUCUUUACGGGCCGAAAUGCUGAAGACCCGAACUAAAGGCUGCGAAAUGGCGAGAGCGGCGCACCACAGUCUGUCCUUGAUAUCGGGGCCAGAGGACGGGGAGAUCCACCCUGAGAUCUGUAGGCUCUUCAUCCAGCUGCAGUGCUGUCUGGAGAUGUACAUCACUGAGAUGCUCAAAUCUGUCUGCUUGCUGGGCUCCCUGCAGCUUCACAGGAAAGGUAAGGAUGGCUGUGGCCCUACCGGGGUCGAAAGUAAGACGGAGGAGAGCUCAGACAUCCCCAUCCUGGAGGACACCUCUUCUUCCCCCACUGACUUUCCUCAGCUCUACUGGCUGGUGGCCACUGACAUAGAAAACAUAGAAAGGGAUAUGAGGGAGAUGAAGAACCUUCUCAGUAAACUCAGGGAGACAAUGCCUUUACCAUUGAAGAACCAAGAUGACAGCAGUUUGCUGAACCUGACUCCCUACCCACUGGUCCGACAGAGGAAGAGGCGGUUCUUUGGGCUCUGUUGCCUGGUAACCAGCUAAGGGCCCCGCCUUCGUGGGUAGGAGGCGGCAACAAAGACACCAUCACCCACUGUCCUUCACCACUUGUGUCUCCCACCAAUCUAUUACUGCCAUUUUCAAAUAAAUUGUCUCUUUCUCUUUUUUUUUAAAAGGCUGCCCAUUUUAUAAUUUUAUUUUGUGAUACAAAGAAGAAUUGUAACUGCAAUGUGAUGAAAACAAAAGUCAUGAACAUAUAUUUUAAGAUAUUUUGCAACAAAUUUUCCCUUUUUUGGUAAAACAAGUCAGAUAUUUGCUUGUCCAAUGUAAAAGAGAAUGAGAGGUCAUUUGAGAUCGUGUCAAUGUUCAUUUACUUCUGCAAACCCGAGUGAAUGAAAUGAGGGUUCAUGUAAAAAAAAGGGAAUGUAAUUGUCAGUUUUUGUCAGAAAUAAUGUGUUAACUUAUGAACAGAAGCCAUCUGAAUAUUCCACGAUGGCAGUUGCAAAGACAAAGUUAUAUCUUCGUAUGUCAAAGCUGAGAUGAGAGGUUUGUGCAGGGUAAGUUUGUUGUGUAUUACAGUAUCUGUUUUCUGUUUCUUGCUGUUUUUUCUUCUUAAUGUACUUAAUUUAGUCUUCCAUAAACCAAGUACCUGUAUCCAACUUUACCUUUCCAGCUUCAAAAUGGAAUAUAUGAUACAAUACUCAAAAAGAAAACUUCUUUGCACACAAUAUCUAUCUAUAAAUUGAGACAUUAGACUUGUAUAUACACAUACUCUCUUUACGCAAUGCUCUCUGGAUUGUUUCAAAGAUGGAGAUGGCUGGUAAAUAUUCUGAUUGUUGGUGUAAACAGGGAGGGUCUCCCUCUGUCUCAGGCAGUCCAGUGCAGACAGAGGCCAGGCAGCAUGGUUCUUGCUUAUUAAUGAUAGUGAUCAAUGUUUAUGGCACGGUGAAGGUACAGUAGUCAAAGCUGAUAUAGGUCAUUUUACAUUGUUAAUAAAACUUUUGUUAUUGAAAC